GCUGCGAUUGGUCGAACGCGUGUGACGUAAGUUCCGGGCGAGCUUGUUUUGACGCAAUCAGCUGAAAGUUGCGAAGCUGAGCAGCAGCGCUAUUUUCUCUCUUUCGCUCCGCAGACGCUUUCAUGGUUCAGGUUGUGGAGCUGAAGGCACAGAAUGGCGAGUGCAGCAUCAUCGAGUGAGAGCUCAUCUGCAGGUAAUGGACAGACAGCAGGAGACAGCAGCAGCAGUACUCAGGACAGCACGUUCGAGUGUAACAUCUGUCUGGACACAUCCAAAGAUGCCGUCAUCAGUUUGUGUGGUCAUCUCUUCUGUUGGCCGUGUUUACAUCAGUGGUUAGAAACUCGGCCAAACCGUCAGGUGUGUCCCGUCUGUAAAGCCGGCAUCAGUCGGGAUAAAGUCAUUCCUCUGUACGGAAGAGGAAGCACGGGCCAACAAGACCCCAGAGAGAGAACUCCUCCACGACCUCAAGGCCAGCGACCAGAACCAGAAAAUCGUGGUGGCUUUCAGGGAUUUGGGUUUGGAGAUGGAGGUUUCCAGAUGUCUUUUGGAAUCGGAGCUUUUCCUUUUGGGAUUUUCGCCACAGCGUUCAAUAUCAAUGACGGGAGACCCCCACCAGCAGCUCCAGGAACUCCUCAGCACACAGACGAGCACUUCCUGUCCCGCCUCUUCCUGUUUGUGGCUCUUCUCAUCAUGUUUUGGCUGCUCAUCGCUUAAACGGUUGUAAUUUCCAGGAGAUGGCAUUGGUUCCUCUAGAAUCGGAGAUCACAUCAGUCAGAUUUCUCGUGAUGAUUUUUAAGAAUGUUUUCCGUCUGAGGUCUUUUUCUAUGAAAGAGAUGUUGUGAUGGCAUGCCUGUGAUCAACACUUCUGCUUAUGUUCAGUUUUAAAUAAACACGCGAGUUAUUUCUCUAAAAAUCGAAUUAUUCUUUUGCAAUUGUGGUGGCAAAUUCUGUUGCUCACUUUAAUAAAGCAAGUCUUUCAA
Molecule: messenger RNA, 980 nt
Organism: Triplophysa rosa
Lineage: Eukaryota; Metazoa; Chordata; Actinopteri; Cypriniformes; Nemacheilidae
Gene: rnf185
Product: ring finger protein 185
Exons: 7
Coding region: 154-714 (186 amino acids)
Biological process (GO): ubiquitin-dependent protein catabolic process
Cellular component (GO): endoplasmic reticulum
Molecular function (GO): metal ion binding; ubiquitin protein ligase activity; ubiquitin-like protein conjugating enzyme binding
Source: RefSeq, a predicted model, not a curated record